Microthlaspi erraticum is the source of this 1134-nucleotide messenger RNA. NCBI's taxonomy places the organism in Eukaryota, Viridiplantae, Streptophyta, Magnoliopsida, Brassicales, Brassicaceae. The record is from the annotation of a GenBank genome assembly.
AUGGCAGACGGAGAAGACAUUCAGCCCCUUGUCUGCGAUAAUGGAACCGGAAUGGUUAAGGCUGGAUUUGCUGGAGACGAUGCACCAAGAGCUGUAUUCCCAAGCAUCGUUGGACGUCCUCGUCACACAGGUGUGAUGGUUGGUAUGGGACAGAAAGACGCCUACGUUGGUGACGAGGCUCAGUCAAAGAGAGGUAUUUUGACACUCAAAUAUCCGAUCGAGCAUGGUAUCGUCAACAACUGGGAUGACAUGGAGAAGAUUUGGCAUCACACUUUCUACAACGAGCUACGUGUCGCUCCAGAAGAGCACCCUGUGCUUCUCACGGAGGCUCCUCUCAACCCCAAGGCCAAUCGUGAGAAGAUGACUCAGAUCAUGUUCGAGACGUUCAACACACCCGCCAUGUACGUCGCUAUCCAAGCUGUGCUUUCCCUCUACGCCAGUGGUCGUACAACUGGUAUUGUGUUGGACUCUGGAGAUGGUGUGAGUCACACUGUUCCGAUCUACGAAGGGUAUGCUCUUCCACACGCUAUUCUGCGUCUGGAUCUUGCAGGUCGUGACCUCACUGAUCACCUCAUGAAGAUCUUGACGGAGCGUGGUUACUCGUUCACCACCACAGCAGAGCGUGAGAUCGUGAGGGACGUGAAGGAGAAGCUCGCUUACAUUGCUCUUGACUACGAGCAGGAGAUGGAGACUGCCAACACGAGCUCCUCCGUUGAGAAGAGCUACGAGCUGCCUGAUGGACAGGUGAUUACUAUUGGAGGAGAGAGGUUCCGUUGCCCUGAGGUUCUGUUCCAGCCGUCGCUGGUGGGAAUGGAAGCUGCUGGGAUUCAUGAGACGACUUACAACUCGAUCAUGAAGUGUGAUGUGGAUAUCAGGAAGGAUCUGUAUGGAAACAUUGUGCUCAGUGGUGGAACCACCAUGUUCCCUGGGAUUGCUGAUAGGAUGAGCAAAGAGAUCACUGCUUUGGCUCCGAGCAGCAUGAAGAUUAAGGUUGUUGCUCCACCGGAGAGGAAGUACAGUGUCUGGAUCGGAGGCUCCAUUCUAGCAUCACUCAGUACCUUCCAACAGAUGUGGAUAGCGAAGGCUGAGUAUGACGAGUCAGGACCAUCGAUAGUCCACAGGAAGUGCUUCUAG